Messenger RNA from Geodia barretti, 513 nucleotides. The record is from the annotation of a GenBank genome assembly. Lineage: Eukaryota; Metazoa; Porifera; Demospongiae; Tetractinellida; Geodiidae.
AUGAUACGCAGCCUUGGAGAUGCUACUCCUAAAAUCCACCCCACGGCAUUUAUCAGCGAAUUCGCCUAUGUCAUUGGCGAUGUCGAAAUCGGAGAAGGCUCCAGCGUCUGGCCCGGCGCAGUCGUUCGCGCCGACAUGGGCAAGAUUGUCAUUGGGAAGCACACGAACAUACAGGACAACUCCGCGGUGCACGGCGACGCUGAUGUGGAAAUCGGUGACUACGUGACCAUCGGCCACAAGGUGCUCUGCCAUGCGAAGAACGUCGGCAACCGCGCUGUCAUCGGCAACGGCGCGACCCUCAACGACGGCGUGGAGAUAGGGGAGUACAGCCUCAUAGCGUCCGGCACAAUGCUCGUGGACGACGUCAAGAUACCGCCGCGUUCCCUCGUCGUAGGCUCGCCCGGCAAAGUUCUGCGCGAAGUCGGCGAGCGUCAUCUCGCCAAGAUGAAAUGGUAUUGCGACGUCUAUAUGGAAAAGACGGAAAAGUACAAGGCGCAGGGAAACCUGGAGUAA